Molecule: messenger RNA, 1358 nt
Organism: Pteronotus mesoamericanus
Lineage: Eukaryota; Metazoa; Chordata; Mammalia; Chiroptera; Mormoopidae
Gene: ALKBH4
Product: alkB homolog 4, lysine demethylase
Exons: 3
Coding region: 142-1047 (301 amino acids)
Biological process (GO): actomyosin structure organization; protein demethylation
Cellular component (GO): midbody; contractile ring
Molecular function (GO): actin binding; oxidoreductase activity; demethylase activity
Source: RefSeq, a predicted model, not a curated record
CACAGCGAUGGCGGCUGCGGUGGUGGCGGCCCCCGAGGUCCUUCGGGAAUGCGGCUGCAAGGGCAUCCGGACCUGUCUAAUCUGCGAACGGCAGCGUGGAGGUGACCCACCCUGGCAGCACUCCCCACAGGUAAGGGCUGGAUGAGGAGGCCUGCCCACAACUUUAUUCUUCAUCUGAGGAACCUGAGGCCCAGACUGCCCAUGAAUACUGUCCUGGAUCAAACCGUGUUGGGGGGCCCUCGCCGUGAGGACGUUGCAGGGAAAACACACCGUUUUGUUUACUACUCGGACACUGGCUGGGCGGUGGGGGCUGAGGAGUCUGACUUUGAAGGCUGGGCCUUCCCCUUCCCUGGUGUGACACUGAUAGAGGACUUUGUGACCCAAGAGGAAGAAGCUGAGAUGGUGCAGCUGAUGGACCGUGAGCCUUGGAAGCUCUCACAGUCUGGACGGAGGAAGCAGGACUAUGGUCCCAAAGUCAACUUUCGGAAACAAAAGCUCAAGACCACUGGCUUCCAAGGCCUCCCCAGCUUCAGCCGAGAGGUGGUGCGGAGAAUGGGCCUCUACCCCAUCCUGGAGGACUUCCGGCCCGUGGAGCAGUGUAACCUGGACUACUGCCCAGAGCGGGGCUCAGCCAUCGACCCCCACCUGGACGACACCUGGCUGUGGGGGGAGCGGCUGGUGAGCCUCAACCUCCUGUCCUCCACCGUGCUGUCCAUGUCCCGGGAGGCGCCCGGCAGCCUGCUCCUCUGCCUGGCCCCGUCCGGCUUCCCGGAAGCCCUGGUGGAAGGUGUGAUGGCCCCCAGCAGGUCUGUCCUGUGCCAGGAGGUAGAGGUGGCCGUCCCCUUACCCCGCCGCUCCCUGCUCGUGCUCAGCGGGGCCGCACGGCACCAGUGGAAGCAUGCCAUCCACCGCAGACACAUUGAGGCCCGCCGUGUGUGCGUCACCUUCAGGGAGCUGUCAGCCGAGUUCUGUCCUGGUGGGAGGCAGCAAGAACUUGGGCAGGAGCUCCUGCAAAUCUCUCUCUCCUUCCAGGGGAGACCCUUGUGAGCUGCCUCCCCAGGGACAGGAGCUGGCGCUGGGCCUGGCCUGAGUGCCGGCUCCAGAGGUGACUGCUUGUCAGGAUUGCAGCGGGGAGCCCGGCACACGGGCCUUUCUCCCCAGCUCAUCAGGCUUCCAGAGAAGACUGCUGACCCCGCGCAUGGUAGCGCACGCCCUGCUGGGACCUGGUUCUGAUGGGCAUGUGCCUCGGGUCAGCCCCUUUGAGCCGCACUGUCGUCACUUGUUUGGGUUAUUUAAUUUGUCACAGUUUGAGGGAAGUGGCAUAAUUUGAGUUUAAAAAAUAUUGGCAUCACUUAAAA